AUGGACAACACCACUCCCUCGCCAACCACCACUACCACCGCAACCCAAGAAAACCCCACCACUACCGUCUCCACCACCAGCGACAACUCCUCCACCACCACCACCAGCAACAGCAGCACGAGGAAGUGCAAGGGCAAAGGAGGCCCCGAUAACAAUAAGUUCCGUUACAGAGGGGUGCGGCAGCGGAGCUGGGGCAAAUGGGUCGCCGAGAUCCGGGAGCCCCGGAAGCGGACCCGCAAGUGGCUCGGCACCUUCGGCACCGCCGACGACGCCGCCCGCGCCUACGACCGCGCCGCCAUCAUCCUCUACGGUUCUAGGGCUCAGCUCAACCUCCAGCCUUCCUCCUCCUCAUCCACCACCUCCUCUCGCGGCUCUUCGUCCUCCUCCACCUCCUCCUCGUCGUCCACCCAAAAUCUCCGGCCUCUGCUUCCACGGCCUUCGGGCUACGCGUUCACCUUUCCUUCUUCAUCUUCCUCUUCUUCCCCUGCGCCGUUCUGUUCGGUCCCGUACGGAGUGUACAUCCCUAACGGUGCAAUUAGCAACAGCGUCGUUGUCCCGUCCGUACAGUGCCCGAGCAACAUCGGGCUACAGAAUCUUCAGCUUUCGAAUCAUCAGAAUUUUCAUCCUCAGGCCGUACAACAUCCUCAACAACAAUAUCUGUGUGCGCGGCCCGACGGGAUCGAGAAUAUCCCCGCCAUGGCAACGACCGCCACCGCGGAUGGAAACCCUAACUAUGAACACCAAGAACAACAACUACGAGAAGAUCAAGAUCGUCAUCAUCAGCAGCAACAUCAUCAGCUCGGUCACUUGAGCUAUGACGACAUCAACGCGCUUGCUGGGUCGGUGGGCGCGAGCCUUUCCUUGGCCUCGGAGGUGGAGGCGGCCCCACCGGUGCCUCCGGAGACGACCGCUGCCGAGGUGGGGCAGGGUUCGCCAGCGAUGUGGCCGCUGGGGAACGAGGAUGAUUACAUUCAUCAUGGGAUUUGGGAUUACGGAGACCCUUUCUUGUUUGAUUUUUGA
Molecule: messenger RNA, 1020 nt
Organism: Syzygium oleosum
Lineage: Eukaryota; Viridiplantae; Streptophyta; Magnoliopsida; Myrtales; Myrtaceae
Product: ethylene-responsive transcription factor ABI4
Exons: 1
Coding region: 1-1020 (339 amino acids)
Biological process (GO): positive regulation of DNA-templated transcription; response to stress
Cellular component (GO): nucleus
Molecular function (GO): transcription cis-regulatory region binding; DNA-binding transcription factor activity
Source: RefSeq, a predicted model, not a curated record